Messenger RNA from Cannabis sativa, 3848 nucleotides. RefSeq lists its product as uncharacterized. The transcript is spliced from 24 exons. Gene Ontology annotation, molecular function: nucleic acid binding; protein binding; ATP binding. Bases 25 to 3120 code for a protein of 1031 amino acids. The record is from RefSeq and is a predicted model, not a curated record. Lineage: Eukaryota; Viridiplantae; Streptophyta; Magnoliopsida; Rosales; Cannabaceae.
CCAAUAAAAUUUCUAAAGUUUCACAUGGCGAACCAAUCAGACCCUACCAUCAAACCGCCAUUCAUUUCCCGUUUCGAAUAUAUAAGUAGUAGGGUGCUUCAAAAUGAGGAAAUGGACAUAACAAUGGCGGAGACAGUUCAAGAUAUUGUAGUCCGUACAUUGAGUGGCGAAUCUACCAUUGUCAGCCUCCCCGCUGACUGCACUAUUGAACAUCUCAAGAUUCUUCUUAGGCAGAACUUCCCUGCGGCCACUCGUUACCCCAAUUUUCACCUGUAUUUCAAGGGUGUACAAUUGGGUUUGCGGAGCAGUAUUAGAGAGCAAAAUAUUAGCAAUGGUCAAUUUUUGGUGCUCGUUCCGUUCACUAAGAAGCCCUCUAACGUGAUUCGGCAAUCUGAUCAAUCUAAAUCCUCAGUAAACACUGCAAAUGCAAAUUCAAUCUCAAAAUUUGCCGAUCAAGCAUGGAGCGAAAUGAUGCAAGAUUUUUCGUCUUUGCAUGACCAUGCAAAAACUGAUAACCAUAGUGGACAGGCUGAUAACUCUAAUGUUAACGAGAGAGAAGAAAAAAUGGCAGGGAAUGCUUGUCCCAGAUUUUCUGAGGUGAAACGCAGAAGGGGUAAUAAUUGUGGAAAUGGAGAAAAGGAGGAAAAGAAAAGUUGUGCAGGUUCGAAUUCAAGUUCUCAUUCAGGCCUAAAGAGAUGUCAUGUUACAAAUUCAUUGUCACCUUUGGAAAUGGUUGAACAUCUUAGAAAGGGAACUGGAUCUUAUGGACAGAUGGUACAUGUUGAAGACAUUCGUGCUAGGGAAGCAAUAAGUGUGGAAAUUCCAAAUAAUAUAUCACAACAUAUGAUGAAUGCACUUAAACGAAUGAACGUGUCUAAAUUGUAUAGCCACCAGGCAGAAUCUAUAGAAGCUUCCCUGGCUGGAAAGAGUGUUGUCAUAUCAACAACAACAUCAAGUGGGAAAUCUCUUUGCUAUAAUGUACCAGUUCUUGAGGCAUUGUCCCAGAAUAUGUCAUUGUGCGCUCUGUACUUAUUUCCAACAAAGGCUUUAGCUCAAGAUCAACUACGGGCAUUAUUACUUAUGACAAACGAACUUGAUUGUGACUUGAACAUUGGUGUAUAUGACGGUGAUACUUACAAAGGGGACAGGAGAUGGCUCCGUGAUAAUUGUAGACUGUUGAUCACAAAUCCAGACAUGCUGCAUUUAUCAAUAUUGCCAUACCACAGACAGUUCCAUCGGAUUUUAUCAAAUCUUAGAUUUAUAGUUGUGGAUGAGGCUCAUGCUUACAAGGGAGCAUUUGGCUGCCACACUGCUCUUGUAUUAAGAAGACUUCGCCGGCUUUGUGCGCAUGUGUAUGGAAGUGAUCCAUCUUUUGUAUUUUCUACUGCAACUUCUGGAAAUCCCCGUGAACAUUGUAUGGAGCUUGCAAAUCUACCCACAAUUGAGCUAAUUCAGAAUGAUGGAAGUCCUUCUGCUAGGAAGCAGUUCAUUUUUUGGAAUCCUUUUUUCCAUCGGGAAAAUGUGUUAAAGAAAACACAUGAUAGCAUGAAUUCUAUCAACCCUGAUGUUGAAAAUACUAGAAGUUACAGCCCAACAUUUGAAGUUUCACUGCUCUUUGCAGAAAUGGUUCAGCAUGGACUUCGUUGCAUCACAUUCUGCAAAACACGUAAACAAUGUGAACUUGUCUUAGAGUGCACGCGUGAUAUUCUUCGGAAGUCUAAAGUGACAAGCCAUCUGGUUGAUUCUAUAUGUGCAUAUCGUGCUGGCUACAUUGCUCAGGAUAGGAGGACUAUAGAGAGAGAUUUUUUUAGUGGGGCUCUUUGCGGGGUUGUUGCUACAAAUGCCCUUGAGUUGGGUAUUGAUGUUGGGCAUAUUGAUGUAACUCUGCAUCUAGGUUUUCCUGGUAGCAUUGCUAGCAUGUGGCAACAAGCUGGCAGGGCGGGGAGAAGAGAAAGAGAUUCUCUUGCUGUAUAUGUUGCAUAUGGUGGUCCUCUCGAUCAAUAUUUUAUGAAAAAUCCAAAAAAGUUUUUUGGGAGCCCAAUAGAAUGCUGUCACAUUGAUGCUCGAAACCAGCAGGUUCUUGAACAGCAUUUGGUCUGUGCUGCUCUUGAACAUCCCUUGAGUUUGCCUUAUGAUGAAAAGUAUUUUGAUGCUGGUUUAAGCAGUGCCAUAGUGUCUCUAAAAAAUAAAGGAUACAUAAGUUCUAAUCCAUCAUGUGAUCCCUUGAAUAAAAUGUGGAAUUACAUUGGGCAUGAGAAAAUGCCUUCACAUUCAGUUAGUAUCCGAGCAAUAGAAACUGAAAUGUAUGAUGUUAUAGACCAAAAGACAGGAAAAACCCUUGAAGAGAUUGAGGAAAGCAAGGCUUUCUUUCAGGUAUACGAAGGUGGUGUAUAUUUACACCAAGGAAAGUCAUACUUGGUCAGACAGUUGAACUUAUCUAGUAAGACUGCUCUGUGUGAAGAAGCUGACUUGAACUAUUACACAAAACCUCGAGAUUGCACAGAUAUUGAAGUUGUUGCUGGUAACAUCGCAUAUCCGGCUCAGUCUUCACACAUCCAGUUUUCACGAACAGCUGCCCGAGCAGAUCCUUGCAAAGUGACAACUUCUUGGUUUGGGUUCUUUAGAGUGUGCAAAAAAUCUAAAGAAAUAUUGGAUAAAGUUGACUUCUCACUUCCUAAGUAUUCAUACAUGUCACAGGCAGUUUGGGCUCCGGUUCCACAGUCAACGAAAUUAGAUGUUGUGAAGAAAAACUUGAACUUUCGUGCAGGCUUGCAUGCUGCUUCUCAUGCCCUUUUGAAUGUGGUGCCUUUGCGUGUAAUAUGUGACUCGUCAGACUUGGCUCCAGAAUGUGCAAACCCUCGUGAUACCCGUUAUUUUCCAGAGAGAAUUUUAAUAUAUGAUAAACAUCCGGGAGGCACGGGUGUCUCUGUACAGGUUCAACCCUUUUUCAUGGAGCUGUUAACCGCUGCUCUGGAGCUUCUCAUAUCUUGCCAUUGCUCAGGAGAUUUUGGUUGCCCGCACUGUGUUCAAAGCUUUGCUUGUAAAGAGUAUAAUGAAGUUCUUCACAAAGAGGCGGCCAUUAUGAUCAUAAAGGGUGUUCUUGACGCAGAGCAAUUGUAGUUUCAAUAGCCCUUGUGAAUCUUCUGGAAUCUUUACAUCAAGGAUUCAAGGACCUAUAACAUUGUUAUAAGCUCACAAAAACAAAAAAAUAAAAAAAAGAAGAAGAAGAAGCUUCCUGUAUCGAUCAUGAAAUGUGAAAUGCAAUAUUAAAUAAAGCUGAAAAUUAGAAAAUUGUGUCAAACUUUACUGACAUGAGAGCAAAUUUACUUAAAUACUCCGAAAAGAUUCUCAAAACAUGCAAAAAAAAAAAAAAAGUGAAAAACAGAAAGAUAAUUCUGCCGUCCAAAUUUGAGUCAAAAGCAAGGAAUCGAAAUCAAACUACGAGCGCACUACUGUAGGUCACCAUCCAAGAGGUGGGUUUCAUUUUCGCUCGUGUGACACAUGCAUACUCAUAAUGUUAAUGACUAAUAGUGAUGAUCAUAGACUCAUCAAUCAUAUAAUGUGUAGUUCUUUCUGUUUGAGUUUAUUUAUAUAUCAAAUUUAGAUGUAAUUAAGAUUGAAUGAAACGCAAAUAGCUAACUCACGUCAUUGUAAGUGACAUAACCUAAUCUAUUCUUUCUCAUACAAACAAACACUCAACACGUGACAUCUUUUUCAACAAUAUAAUAUCGUCCAAUUCCAACGAUAAGAUGUUAUUGAAACUUCAAACUGUUGCACAAUCAUCCUGCACAACAAAGGAACAUUUUGAAUUUCAGAAUUAAAAGUGUAGCCAAAAAAAAAAAAAAAAA